AUGGAGGAGGCUUUUGAGAGGAAGAGGGCCAAGUACGAGGAGCUGGCAGGCGAAUGCCAAAGCAGGGGGUGGAGGACCCGAUGCAAUCACAUUGAGGAUGGGUGUAGAAGAUUCAUCAGCCAGUCACUCAUCAGGGCUGCCAAGAUGCUUAGAGUAAAGAGACUGCACAUCAGGAAAGCUGUCAAGAACAUCAUGGAUGCCGCCGAAAAGGCAUCAAGGUGGCUGUGGAUCAAGCAGGGUGAUCUGUGGAUCACACAAGCUACUCAGACACAAGCCAGGGGGGCCACCAUCUUUACCAAACUGGACCUUCGAAAUGCAUACUAUCUUGUCAGGAUCCGGGAGGGGGACGAAUGGAAGACUGCAUUUAAUACACCGAUAGGCCACUAUGAGUACCAGGUAAUGCCAUUCGAGCUGGUUAACCCUCUGGAGUCUAAGGGGCAGCCUCCAGAUGGUUCCUGUCAAGAUCUGAGCAGUCCUGGACUGGCCCCGACCCACUUCAGUCAAGCAGAGCUGCCCUUUGUCCUGGAGGUGGAUGCCUCAGAUGUGGGGGUAGGAGUGGUCUUGUCACAGAAGUGUUCCAAAAAUCUCAAGCCAGAUGCACUCUCGAGGCAUUCUGAGGCACCUAAGAGGGAGUUAUGCACAUCCAGGGUGAUAGCCCCCAUCAAGUGGGUUAUUGAGAUCACUGUCAGGAGAGCCCAACAGCAACAGCCUGGUUCAGCAAUAUUAGUAGAAGCCUCUGGUUCAUACUAUGUAGUAACUGUGAAGACAGGGGCACAUUUUUGUCAAGAACUGAAGAAAAAGAUGGGCACAGAUGAAAUGUUCAGCUCCAUGUUCAAAGAACGUCAGACAGAGAUUAUCGGAGGAAACAUAAAUGGAGAUGAUUUACUUUUUUCUCGUUCAUCACACCCAAAUUCCCUAAAUAACUGGCACGAGUCUUUGAAGAGUCUCCCUGACAUUGUACAUUACUCUCUGAAACCCCUUCAUUUCUUACUGAGUAAUAAACACCCUGCCAGGAAAGGACUGAAGAAAGCUGUUGAAGACUAUAUAAUUCAAAAUGCCCUUAUGAAGGUUUGCUCUGAGCCUUGCAAGAUUGGCAGGAAGUGCAGCGCAAGAGACCGAUGUGCUUCUGUUUGUGAAAGUAGUCAAAUGAUAAAGUCUAACUGCUGUCCAACUGCAAAAGGACUAGCCACUCUGAAAGUCUACAGUCUCAGAGCCAAAGAUCUGUAUGGAGAUAGAUUUAAACAAACAGAUGGCACUGUAACUGUUGAAUAUGACAACCAAAUUAAGCGCACUCAGACCAUUGAUGAUAAUGAUAAUCCGCAGUGGCCAGAAACAUUUGAGUUUGGUCCUAUUGAGAUCAGAAUGGACAAAAAAAUUACUUUUACAGUAUAUGAUGCAGACAGCUACUGGAACAGUGAUCUGCUUGGUUCAUGCUCUUUUGAUCUUAGAAGUGGAGUUGUGACUGAUCCCUGUGUUUUUACAUAUGGCACCUUCUAUUUUACCUAUGAAGUGAAAUGUGCACCCAGUCUACAGGGCCCUCGGUGUGAUGAACACAUACCUUCUCCAAUGGCUGCCCCUCUGGCUGAUAUUUUCAGCUCAAGAAAUGGUGUUCUGGUUAAAGACCUGCCGAGGCUUGAAUUAGCUCGCAAUAACUCAGAUAACUUAAACUCCAAGAGUACUUAUGGAAAGCUGAUCAUGCUGUGACCUGCAUCUCAAAUCCAUCUUUUAUGCAUGAAAAAUUACCCCAUUGUACUCUAACAGCACUUUUAUCUGCUAGAAAAAAAUAUAUCUGUAAGCUUUGCUUAUUUUCU
Carassius carassius (crucian carp) is the source of this 1811-nucleotide messenger RNA. Its product is annotated as perforin-1-like. Bases 1 to 1704 code for a protein of 567 amino acids. The transcript has 7 exons. NCBI's taxonomy places the organism in Eukaryota, Metazoa, Chordata, Actinopteri, Cypriniformes, Cyprinidae. The record is from RefSeq and is a predicted model, not a curated record.